This is a messenger RNA of Mycetomoellerius zeteki, 1320 nucleotides long. Its product is annotated as cysteine-rich hydrophobic domain-containing protein 2. NCBI's taxonomy places the organism in Eukaryota, Metazoa, Arthropoda, Insecta, Hymenoptera, Formicidae. Bases 546 to 1043 code for a protein of 165 amino acids. The record is from RefSeq and is a predicted model, not a curated record. The transcript has 4 exons.
UCCUUUGGCAGACCUGAAAUCGGAGCAGGUCGGAGCUCGAACUGCUCGGAGCAGAGGAGAGAUCGACGAGCCGUGAGCGAGCGGAUCACAUUACGCAUAUCACAUCCGCAGUGUGCACUUUGCAUCGGUGAUCGGUGGAGCUGGAGCUGAAGCGAGUGGCGACAACAUUACGUAGAUAAUACGACGCGAACGCUGGCGGUGAACGAUAUCGUGACUAUCGUCGUCGUUGUCAUCAAGAGUGCGUCUAGCAGCUGGCCUAGCCCGGUCUCACGACGGAGAUGAUCGUCGCUCGCAAUAAUCGUGACGGAGCGAACGUGACGGCGUGCUGGAAACCCACCGUCUCGGCGGGGAUGUGAGCGAGAGGAACGCGCUCGCGAGAGCGCCGCGCGGCGUCGUCGUCGUUGACGACCAGCAACCACGACGACCUGGCCGGCUAAUCGAGGGGGGUAAGAGACACGCGCCCGGCAGUGUUGUUAUCGUCGUUGAACGCGGUAUAUACGAGCGACUCACGUCCGAGGGAGACGGCGAGUCCGAGGGGGAGCACGAUGGCGGAUUUUGACGCAAUCUACGAGGAGGAGGAGGAACAUGAACAGCGUCUAGAGGAGCACUACGUCGCGAUGGUGCCGGACCCGAUCGUGAUCCGCGGGGCUGGCAACAUGACAGUAUUCGGUCUCAGUAACCGUUUUGAAUCGGAGUUUCCCAACGGCCUCAUGUCCCGCGUGGCUCCAGAAGAGUUCAAGGCGACUGUUAUGAGAGUGAACAGUGUAUUGAAAAAAACUUUACCUGUUAACGUUAAGUGGUUAUUCUGCGGUUGUGUAUGCUGUUGCUGUACUCUAGGAUGUUCUCUGUGGCCUGUCAUUUGCUUGAGCAAAAGGACUCAGCAUUCGUUAAAUAAAUUGUUAGAAUGGGAGAAUAGUAGGCUAUACCACAAACUCGGUUUACAUUGGAGAUUGGCAAAACAAAGAUGCGACAGCUCCUCCAUGAUGGAAUAUGUUCUUUUGAUUGAAUUUAUUCCAAAGAUUCCAAUCUAUAGGCCCGACUAAGCAAUGGGCAAUCGUACAAUUAAUAAUAUGUACAAUGCAAAUAAUCAGCAAUGUGCAAUGUGCAACUGACAUGCAGAGAAAUAUAGAGAAGAUGAAGUGCCGCUACGAUGAUAUAGGUACUUUUCUGGUACUUAUGUAAUGCAUAUUUUUGUAAAUAUUCUGGGUAGGAAUGCACAGUACAAUAAUUCGACAUAACAGAGAAUAGAUCACGUUUUGAUCAUAGAAAGAAAAUGGCAACUGUUAAUUCUUUAUAAUUAAUAUAAAUUUAAAAAAUAUU